AUGCCUGAGAAAACAUUUAGUCGAAGAAGUGGAGAUGAGGGGUACUAUGGGAGCGAUGGAGGUGCAUGGUAUGGAAACGGGGAGAGCAUCAGCGCUGGACCGAGACGCGGGGGAAUAGGGAGACAGUCAGCCUUCUCGACACCCUCUUCAUCGUCCGAUUCAGAAAGCGAGGACAACUACGGCCAGGCGGACCCGACCCCGAAAUCCUUUAAACCGCUGUCAAAGCCGGUCAAUGCGACAAGCGUUUCAGCCCCGCCACUAACAGCGACAACUCGCGGAGUCGGUUCGGAUUCUGACGAGGACGAUGUGCCCCUGGCUCAGCAAAUCCCUUCUGCUCUAAAGGCGCAGCGAACUAUUCGUCGGAAGGUUAGAGAGGAGAGAGACCAGCGACGGCGAGAGAAAUCGGAACAGGCUUUAAGCAGCAGACGGCCUUCUGGCGCCGGAGAGGCAAAUCCAAACGAGGUUGCAUACAGUUCAAGGGAAGCGGCUCGAAUGGCGGAGGACUCUCGCCGCCCUAGACAACGCUCUCAAACAUUAUCAGGCGGUGGAGGAUUGCAGUCUCCGGUUAGCGACGAAUUUACGAAGAAGCGCCAGAUUUCACCCCGACCUCCACCAAUACCGAUCAGCUCUGGCCCACUUCCGGACAAACACCGCGAGAAGCUCUUAUCACCCAACCCAGCGACCCCUACCAGCUCGACUUCCCCUCAGAUGCGGAGCCAAGCAUUGCCAGAAUCGCGCAGUUUACGUCCAAUGCGCUCCUUUCAUCGGCCCAAGACAGCCGAGCCACUUUCAACACAUAAUGAUCCUCCACUUCCGAACGAUGCUGUAAGGAGAAGUAAUACAACUCGACGACCCAAUGAACGACCACCAGUUGAAGCACCACCAACGCCUUCUCUUGCCGCGCCAGCACCAAGCAAGCUUACCAAGGCCCCGCCGCCUGCGGAAAUGAGGGCUCCCCGCCCUUCUGCGGAUAUUCCAACGAAGACUUCUGGCCUCGACGGGCUGGCUUCGCCGCUACCAAAUCAUCGCCAUGUUGCAUCGAAAUCUCAGGGUGCGCUUACGCGAGUGUUUGUUGGCGACAUGCAGCGAUUCAAUAUGGUCGACAUUGGCCCAUCAACAAGCGCCAAGGAAGUGCUCGCAAUUGUCGAAGAGCAGGGAUCGCUUAAGGGCUGGGUCGGGUCUGGCGGGUGGAUGGUGUGGGAAGUGGCCCAAGACUUCGGGAUGGAGCGGCCAAUUCGCAGCUUCGAGUUGCUUGCGGACGUUCAGGCGUCGUGGAAUAAAGACAAGAUGGUGAAUAUGUUUAUGGUCAGGCUGACCCCGUUUGCGCCGAUAUUGAGUCGAUCGAACCUGCCCUCCAGCUCGCCGUUGUUCUCUGGCUACAUCGACUGGGAGUAUAAGCGCGGGAAGUGGACGAAGCGGUACAUGCGGCUGAAGGAGCACAGCUUGUGGCUGUCGAAACGGGACAACGGUAAAGACGAAGUGUGUCUGUGCUCGCUGUCGAAUUUCGACGCAUACCACGUUACGCGGCUGCACAAGGCGCCGAAGCCGUUCGUCUUUGCGGUCAAGUCGACGGAUAACCUGUCGUUCUUCGAGAACACGGCGGACUACCUGCAUGUGUUUUCGUGCAACCAGAAGGACGGGGAGAAGUGGAUGGAGAAGAUCUUGCUCGCGCGGUCAUAUGUGCUGUUCCAGGAACGCAACGUUUUGUUUAAUCCAAAGUCCCCUAGCGGGAAUGCAGCUCCCGGUGUUGGAGGCGGGGCAUCGGGACUGGCGAGAGCACCGACACGGAAAGCGACAGCGCCUAUAGCACCGCUCCUUGUCGCGCCCGACCGGAAUGAUGUGUUUGCGCCAGGAUCGUUGCUUCGGGCCUAA
Mycena indigotica is the source of this 1872-nucleotide messenger RNA. Its product is annotated as PH domain-containing protein. The record is from RefSeq and is a predicted model, not a curated record. Bases 1 to 1872 code for a protein of 623 amino acids. The transcript has 4 exons. Lineage: Eukaryota; Fungi; Basidiomycota; Agaricomycetes; Agaricales; Mycenaceae.